Molecule: messenger RNA, 819 nt
Organism: Octopus bimaculoides (California two-spot octopus)
Lineage: Eukaryota; Metazoa; Mollusca; Cephalopoda; Octopoda; Octopodidae
Product: protocadherin-15-like
Biological process (GO): homophilic cell-cell adhesion
Cellular component (GO): plasma membrane; cell-cell junction
Molecular function (GO): calcium ion binding
Source: RefSeq, a predicted model, not a curated record
AUGAUUUUUGGGAAGUUAAAGGAACCGAUUGAUUCAGAUAAAUACGAUAAAAGAAGAAAAUUUCAAAGACAUAGAGACCAGCCAGAAGGUGUAAACCAAAAGAAACUCAAUGAUACAGCAACAAUAAACUUCACAGUUCUUGAUGCAGAUGAUUUAAACCCUGUUUUUACCAGGAAGAAAUAUUACGCUUUAGUGAACCACAACGCCGAACUGGGGACGAUUUUAGCAGUAGAACCACCGAUCGAAGCUUACGACCCAGACUACACUUUUAACGAAACAAUCAAAUUUUCUAUUGAUGAUGCUGAUAGCAUUCCAUAUGAAAUUCAACCCUAUAACGGUACAGUUUACAUAAAGAAACACCUGGAAGUCGGAUCUACUACUUAUGUGGUCAGGGGUGUUCAAGCAAAUAACGAAGAAAGGUUCUGUAUUGCUCUCCUACAAGUUGAUGUUCUUGCCCAAAACGAUACGUCUUUGAUAUUUUCAAAAUCCUUCUAUGAAGCAGCUGUGGUUGAAAAUGCCCCCGUUGGAACAAAUAUUCUUACUUUACCUGUCAUAUACAAAGCCAAAGCGCCUCUUAUUUUUGGCUUCAAAAACCGAACAGAUGUCUUUCGAAUUGAUGAAAGACUUGCAGAAUACAAUCGGCCGUCUAACAUUAUGAUAUCUAAAAAAGUAUUUAGCAAUAUGUUGACAUAUAGAAAUGAGUUCGGUGCGGUUUGUUCAACGUUUCCAAACGAAUCGCCAGAGAGUUUCUCCAUAAAGGUUGACCAUAUUGAUGAAGGAAGGGGGGCUUGGUUUGAUCGUGGAAUACAAAAUGGGUAA